Molecule: messenger RNA, 754 nt
Organism: Arabidopsis thaliana (thale cress)
Lineage: Eukaryota; Viridiplantae; Streptophyta; Magnoliopsida; Brassicales; Brassicaceae
Product: Mannose-binding lectin superfamily protein
Exons: 3
Coding region: 188-550 (120 amino acids)
Source: RefSeq, marked reviewed
AAAUAGAAAGAGACUACUAAGAACUUUACAUCUGAAGUAUGGAAUUAAUUUAGCAACUAAAAAAAUUCAAGAGAGCAAAAAGAACUAUAUAUACCCCCUCCUACCUCAUGAAGUAUCAUCGCUCUCAUUCUCUCAAGCAUCAUCACAUAUACAGCUUGAAUUAGAGCUAAGAAACUGAAAGGAAAUAAUGGCAUUUCGUAUGAGCCGAGAUCAUGCGGACUUUGUUGCUCAUGGUGGAACCGAGUGGGAUGAUGGGGCCUUCGUGAACGUUAAGAAGAUAAAAAUAUUUCACGAUUGGGCUGGUAUCACCUUGGUUCAGUUUGACUAUAUCGACGGCACGGGGGCUAUUGUAAGCGGUCUCGAUCACGGGACAGAACCUUUUCAAUUUGAUAGAGAACACGGGAGGGUUCCAGUCGAGGGUGCUCGAGCAGAGUUUUGGCUGAGAGACGAUGAAUACAUCACAAUCGUCACAGCAUUCGGCGGAUAUUGUGUGAGGAAGAUUGAGUUCAUCACAAACAAGCGAACCUUUGACUUCGGUGGUUUUAAUUGACCACCUUAAAUGUUUUCUUUAAAGAUAUCUUCCAUAGGAUUAUAAUUAGUUCUUACAAAGUUAAGGUCAGAUUAUAAUUUGCAUCUCAAUUAAUAUUUAAUACAUAUGCAGUAAUUUUUUUGACUAAUGUUAAAAUGACAUUUAUAAUUAUUUUUAUCUCAUGAAAGAAAGAUAAAGAUAAUAAAAUAUCUAAUACCUAAUUUU